Messenger RNA from Durusdinium trenchii, 1220 nucleotides. The record is from the annotation of a GenBank genome assembly. Lineage: Eukaryota; Dinophyceae; Suessiales; Symbiodiniaceae.
CAUGCUUCGAGGACCAUGAGUCUUCUUGGGCCUUGGGCCUUGUUUGAAAACCAGUUGCACCUUCUAGCCAUGGAUGGCAACAAGCCUCUGUUGGCACGGGAGAAACCCCAGCCUCAACGACUGUCUCCUGGCCUUUUGGCGAUGAUAGCCGGUGCCUUCUUCUUUUCUCUGAUGGCCUUGAUUGUAAAGCUCCUGAACAGUUUCGGAACUUAUGAGCUUGUUUUCUGGCGCUCGGUUUUCAUGUUUGCAGGUACAAUGUCAAUUUUGGCAGCAAAGGGAAUCAACCCAUUGGGCCCAAGCGGAAGUCGGGUCUUAUUGUGGGUGAGAGCUGCGGCAGGCUUUGGCUUCAUGAGUGGCUAUUAUUAUGCAAUCCAGCAUUUGCCGCUGAGUGAUGCAGUUGUUAUCACUUAUACAAGCCCCGUCAUUACGGCCGUGGCCGCUGCUUUGCUGCUGGGCGAAGCUUGGGGUCGAUUGGAUGCCCUUGGAAGCGUGCUGUGCAUGUUUGGAGUCGUGCUCAUCAGCAAGCCGGGCUUUGUGAUGAGCCUUUUCGGGUUCCCAGCCGAAUCCAUUCCAUUGAAUGGACUCCUUGGAGCCAUCAUUGCUGCGGUCAUGAGCAGUGCUGUGUACCUCUUGGUGCGCGUGCUGAAAGGCGUGCACCCUAUGGUUUUCGUAAACUACUUUGCCGCAGCUGGAAUUGUCCUGGGCCCUAUAUGCAGCUAUGUAUCAGGUGAGAAGUGGAGCUGGCACACUGAGAGAGAUUGGCCACUGCUCGUGUUGCUGGCUGUUUUCUCAGUCGCCGGGCAAGCGCUCAUGAACUUGGGGCUGACUUUGGAGACAGCUGCGAAAGCUACUGCCAUGAACUACUCGCAAGUGGUCUUUGCCUUCGUCUUUCAAACUGCCCUCUUGCAUGAGCCAACUGAUUCGCUUAGUGUGGCCGGCUCCAUGCUGAUUGCUAUGUGGGGUGUUAUUGCUUUAGCCAAAGACGCAGGAAGUCCCAGAGCUGCAGAGGAAGUUGUCAGAAACGAGGCAACGGUGCCCGAAAUGAUGCUGCAACGUCGGAGGUCUCAUGAAUUGGAGCAUCGCAAUUCAGAGUUUGAUGCUCACUAAAAUGUAGAUGCAAGAUGAAGGAGGCCAGUCAGCGCCCAUUUGCCGAUUUUGUUGUUCCCAUUUUCAAGUGGAUGGAUUGAUGUUGAACCACCAAAGUGAUCUUGAGAACCGAU